Messenger RNA from Ceratotherium simum simum (southern white rhinoceros), 3860 nucleotides. RefSeq names its product solute carrier family 1 member 1 (gene SLC1A1). Gene Ontology annotation, biological process: L-glutamate transmembrane transport. Gene Ontology annotation, cellular component: plasma membrane. Lineage: Eukaryota; Metazoa; Chordata; Mammalia; Perissodactyla; Rhinocerotidae. Gene Ontology annotation, molecular function: L-glutamate transmembrane transporter activity; glutamate:sodium symporter activity; L-cysteine transmembrane transporter activity. The record is from RefSeq and is a predicted model, not a curated record.
CCUCCUUUCUUGCUGGUUGGCCCGGGCGCCGCAGAGCGCGGCGGCGGCAGGAGGAGCCGGGCGCGCCCGCCACGCACAGCCAUCGAGCUAGCACGGGUGGCAAGCGCGGCACGCGAUCUCAGGUGGCGGCGGCGGUGACAGCGGCAGCGGUAGUGACAGUGGGUGCUGCCGCAGCAAGCGCACACCAUCUCCGUGGCGCGCCCGCAUCCCGCCUCCACCGUGCCGCGGAGCCUCCGGCUGUCUCCAGGUCUCCUGACCCCCGCGCGCACAGCCGAGCUCCGCGCACAAUAGCGGCCGCCGCAGCGGCAGCUCCAAACUCGGGCGCCCGCCAUGGGGAAGCCAGCGAGGAAGGGAUACGACUACAGGCGCUUCCUGAAGAAUAACUGGCUGCUGCUCUCCACGGUGGCCGCCGUGGUGCUAGGGAUUGCCAUGGGAGUCUUGAUUCGAGAAUACAGCAAACUCUCUAAUCUGGAGAAAUUCUACUUUGCUUUUCCUGGAGAAAUUCUAAUGAGGAUGCUGAAACUCAUCAUUUUGCCGUUAAUUAUAUCCAGCAUGAUUACAGGUGUUGCUGCACUGGAUUCCAAUUUAUCUGGAAAAAUUGGUCUGCGUGCCAUCGUCUAUUAUUUCUGUACCACUGUCCUUGCUGCAAUUCUAGGUCUUGUGCUGGCGGUGAGCAUCAAGCCUGGUGUCACCCAGAACAUGGAUGAAAUUGACAGGACAGGCAGCAGCUCUGAUGUCAGUACAGUAGAUACCAUGUUAGACCUGAUCAGGAAUAUGUUCCCUGAGAACCUUGUUCAAGCCUGUUUUCAGCAGUAUAAAACCACGCGUGAAGAAGUGAGUUCUUCCAGUGAACCAGGGAUGAACGUGACGGAAGCAUCUGUCACAGUCGUCAUGACAACUGCUAUUUCCAAGAACAAAACAAAGGAAUACGAAAUCGUAGGCUCAUAUUCAGACAGCACAAAUAUCCUGGGCCUGAUUGUCUUUUGCCUCGUCUUUGGACUUGUCAUUGGGAAAAUGGGAGAAAAGGGACAGAUUCUGGUGGAUUUCUUCAAUGCUCUGAAUGAUGCAACCAUGAAAAUCGUUCAUAUCAUUAUGUGUUACAUGCCGCUUGGUAUUUUGUUCCUGAUUGCUGGGAAAAUCAUAGAAGUUGAAGACUGGGAAGUAUUCCGCAAGCUGGGCCUUUACAUGGUCACCGUCCUGAGUGGGCUUGCAAUCCACUCCAUUGUAGUCCUCCCAUUGAUAUAUUUCAUAGUCGUACGAAAGAACCCUUUCCGAUUCAUCAUGGGAAUGGCUCAGGCUCUCCUGACAGCUCUCAUGAUCUCUUCCAGUUCAGCAACACUGCCUGUCACUAUCCAAUGUGCUGAAGAAAAUAACCAUAUAGACAAGAGGAUCACUAGAUUUGUGUUACCUGUUGGGGCUACAAUCAACAUGGAUGGGGGCGCACUCUACGAAGCAGUGGCAGCUGUGUUUAUUGCACAGUUGAAUGACUUGGACUUGAACAUGGGGAAGAUCAUCACUAUCAGUAUCAUGGCCACAGCUGCCAGCAUCGGAGCUGCUGGUGUGCCCCAGGCUGGCCUGGUGACCAUGGUGAUGGUGCUGAGUGCCGUGGGCCUGCCUGCUGAGGAUGUCACCCUGAUCGUCGCCGUCGACUGGCUCCUGGACAGGUUCAGGACCGUGGUGAAUGUCCUCGGUGAUGCAUUCGGGACAGGCGUCGUGGAGAAGCUCUCUAAGAAGGAGCUGGAGCAGAUGGAUGUUUCAUCUGAAGUCAAUAUCAUGAACCCCUUUGCCUUGGAAUCUACAAUACUCGAUAAUGAAGACUCAGACACCAAAAAGUCUUAUGUCAAUGGAGGCUUUGCCGUGGACAAGUCUGACACCAUCUCAUUCACCCAGACCUCACAGUUCUAGAGCCCCUGGCUUCAGAUGACUGGGAAUGAGGAAGGACAUCUCCAUGAGUCAUCUCUUAGCAACUUCAAACAUUAAAUAAGGAAAAGUAAAACAUUAAUGGCCACUGAUUUGCUAUACAGAUCUCCAGAUUAUUUCUAUAUUUGGAUUCACAGCUUUUGCUCUCCGGGUUCUGGGAUUUGGGGAUGGGAUAAGAUGAAAGAAAAUUGAUUAAAAGGAAAGCUGUAUUAUCUAGAAUUUUAAAUUUCUAUGAGAGACAAAGUUUGGAAGUAUAUAAAGUAGUAACUGUUGGAAUUAGGUAAUGGAUGUGGAAGAGAAAUAUUGCUUUCUCAUGCACAGACCAGUGUUUUGGGUUUUUUAAAAAAUAUUCUGUCAGUCAAUACAAAUUUUUACUCAGGCUUUCUAUUGGCAUGGAUUUCCUUUGACCUCUCACAUUUUUAUAGAUUAUAAUGCAUCUAAACAGCCCACCCCACCAGUUAAUGUGCCAAGUUGUCCAUUUUGAACUCAUCUCUAGCCAAUUUCAAAGAAACUGCGUUGAAAGAAAACAGACCAGCACGGUUCUGCAAUAACAGUUUUAAGAUGGGUGUGGGGUUUUGGGGGAAGGGAGGAGGGUUCGUUUUUCAAUGUACUGUAUAGGGACACUGUUAACUAUUAAUCUAGUGUUCAGUAUAGAGCUAGGUAUAUAUAUAUAUGUAUAUAUUUAUUAUUUUCAUAUAAUUUUCCAGACAGAGAUCAGAAUUGAACUGUCAAUGUGAGAUAAAGAACUCUCCUUCUACUUGAAUAAUAACUAUAAUUUUGAUCCAGAUCUGCUUUGGGGCUUGUCAGAACUCCUCUCUCAGGAGCACUAGAGUGAGAAAUCAUGUUGUUCAAUCUUUUCACAUCUGUAUAUCAACCCCAAAGCAGAGACAUACUAUGGUGAUACGCCAAGGUGGCACAGCCAUUCAUUUACAACUUCCAGAUUCUACUGCUGGAAGGGAAUACAUAUCAGCUCUAUAUAAGAUUUUAUGUACAAAGUGUCACUCACUCACAUAAGGCUGGAUGUGUUUUUAUCCAACUGGAAGGCUUCAUUCUUCCAAGGUUAUUUAUACGCACUUACAAAUGACAGUACUUUGGUCUUUUGCACCCAUCAGGGCCCAAACAACAGUGGCAAGCUACCAGCUAAGUUGUAUUUUAAUAUGGGUUUGAUGGGUUGAACAAGCCACUUUGGCCAGAAAGCACUAUCCCUACCCUGGACUCUUGCAGAGUAAAUCCCACGACAUGAGACAUUGGUAUCAGUGGUUCAGGGAAAUUCUUCCAUUGUAUGAAACUUGUUUCCUCCUCCAGGGAGGAUAGUUCUAACUAGUAGUCUAGUACUCUUGGCCCUGCUCAUUAAAAUCCAUUGCCUGUCAUUCUGCUUAUUUAUGAAGAUAGAUAGCUUAUUAAAGUCUAUGCUUUGGCUCUCAUCUUGUAAAUAAUCCUUAACAUAAACUUGUAUUUACACUGAGAUCCAAAAUAGUUGUGUUUCUGCAGUAUUGAGUAGCCAAUUUAAGCCUGUGCUUUUAUAUUUAAGAAACCAGAGAUUGUGCCAAAGAUCAUGGAAAGUAAAUAAAUGCCCAAUAUUGACCACCUGCACCUGAGAUCUACAAGAGAAUCAUACUGAAUUGUCAUGUAAACAUCAUAAAUAUGGACCAGUGAUUCAAUGUGAGGUUUAAAAUGCAAAUAUUGGUGUUGUUUAUGGGACGGAAAUAUAAAUAUAAAUUCAAGUGAAUCAGUAAUUUAUCUUGGGCUGAAUGGUUCUACCCCCUUAGCCAGUUGCUCUGAUAUGAGGCACGAGAGUUGGCAGAGCUGUUCAUGAACUGCAGGUCAUCCUUAUUUUGGCGUGAGUUUGUAACCACCUGUUAACACACUGUGCUAUUAACUCAUAAAAGAGAACAAUGUUCCUGCAUUGCAGUCUCAAUAAACAUUUCCGGCAUUCUUUC